Molecule: messenger RNA, 1956 nt
Organism: Ectocarpus sp. CCAP 1310/34
Lineage: Eukaryota; Phaeophyceae; Ectocarpales; Ectocarpaceae
Source: the annotation of a GenBank genome assembly
CUUUGCGUGAGACUCUUGUGGUGUUCUGUUAGAAUGACCCGUCGUUCAUCGAGACUUAAGUGCGUGAGCGUUACCUGGACUUGCUAGCACAGGGUGGUUCCAAGAAGCAGAGUAGUGUUGCUCUAGUGUCUAGGCCUGAGAGGAAGAAGGGUAGCAUCAAGAAACAACACAACAAGCCGAAGUCUAACUCUGAGUCUGAUUCAUCCCAGAAGAAGUCAUUUCAGGGGAAGUGUUUCAAGUGUGGGGAGAAGGGUCACAUGAAGAUCGACUGCAAGGCUCGCAUCAUCCCUCAUCCCUCCCAGACUGGAAAAUCCGAGGCCGACGAGGGUGAGAGCGGUGAGAAAUUUGACUUUCGCGAUCUGAUGUGUCUAGUUGCUGACAUCCCAGAGUACCUCAAAUACGGCGAUGACGAUGACUUGUUUAUUGCCUACAGCGAACUAGUGAUCCUAUCAGCGUUUGACCAGCUGAGCAGCAUGAUGUAUGAUGUUUCCGGUCUGAAGUGUCUAAUGACGUCGCGGGAUGAUUUGGUUAUGAGGGCUGUCAGCGAUGAUAUGAUCCUGAAAGCUGUCAACAAGUCUAGAUAUGUCGAGGAUUGGUAUGCUGACACCGGCACUGCUUUUCACAUGACUGAUUCCCUCUCUUGCAUGAAAGACUUGAAGCCUUGCCACAAAAGUGUGAAUGGGAUUGGUAGCGUGUCUUGUGAGGUAGCAUUCUCUGGAACGCUGGAGUUGGUGUUUGUGACUGCUGACAGUGAAUUUUCCGUGGAGUUGAAGAAUGUGUUGUACUCUCAAAACUUAGGGUAUAAUAUCUUUUCUCCGAGUGCAGAGUUUGAUGGCGAGUCAUGGAAUGGUCCUGGUGGUCCUGAUGGUGUGAUGACUGCUUUCAAUGGACAAGUAACCUUUCAGAACUUCGAUGGCAUGCUGAUUGCGUCUGCGUAUCGUCUAGGAGAAGCCUCUGUUGGCACGGUGUUGGCUGCUCUCACUCCCGCAAACCCCAAGCAUGAAACCACGAUGGAUAUCAACGAGUUCCACAACAUUUACGCUCAUUCGCACGAGGGUUUGCUUCGCACUACUGCAAAGCGACUAGGUACCAAGUUGGUUGGUGACAUGCAUGCUUGUUCAGGGUGUUCGAUGUCAAAGGCUAUUCGAAAAGGAAUCGUUAGAGAAACUAAACGUAGAUCGGAUAAAAAGUUGGGCAGAGUUUUUGUUGACCUGGGAGGAAGGAAGGACAUUGCGUCCGUAGGGGGUAAACAUUAUCCCAUGAUUGUGAAGGAUGAUUUCACGAGACGUACAUGGAUGUAUUUCCUGAAAAAUGAAUCAGACGCUGGUGGUGCAUUCCGGACUUUUCUUGCGAGUGUGCGUGCUAAUAUUGUCCCGUCAUUCGUUGAGAUUGUUAGAUCUGACAACGGAGGGGAGUUUUUCGGGGGGGAGUUUGCAUCUGUGUGCAAUGAGCUCUUGAUCAAACAAGAGUUCACACCGGCUUAUAGUCCGCAAUAUAAUGGUGUUGCAGAGCGUGGGCUGGGAUUGAUAGAAGAGGCCGCGAUGGCGGCUCGUAUUCAGGCUAAAGUUCUUUUUGGGCAUGUGCAGUUACCUAAGACUGAUAAACUCUGGGCUGAGGCUAUGCACUGGGCUUGCGAAGCGAUGAAUCACACCGCGUGUUCUGCUAACCCCGACUCUAUGUCGCCGUAUGAAAUGUGGUAUGGUGAACCUCGUCCCGCUAGACCGUAUCCGUUUUUGAAGCCAGCGUACUGCAGGUGGCAGCGACCGACAAAGCUGCUGCCGAAGGGUGAGAGUUGCUUUUAUGUCGGUCCUUCGAGAGACCACCCGCGUGAUUGUCAUAGAGUACUUACGAGGGCUAGGACUAUACAGAAAACGAGGGAUGUGACGUGGGAGGUGUUGCAGUCACAGCUCCCUCCACUGCAACCUUCUCUGCCAAUAGAGGUCGCAGAGGAGGGAG